Nicotiana tabacum (common tobacco) is the source of this 609-nucleotide messenger RNA. RefSeq lists its product as uncharacterized. NCBI's taxonomy places the organism in Eukaryota, Viridiplantae, Streptophyta, Magnoliopsida, Solanales, Solanaceae. The record is from RefSeq and is a predicted model, not a curated record.
AUGGGAUUUGCAGAAUACCUCAUCAACAUGGUGCGGAACUUGCUAUCCAAUAAUUGGUACUCCAGUCUGAUCAAUGGUCAAGCUUCAAAUUACUUUCACUCAAUAAGAAGGUUUAAACGAGGCGAUUCUCUAUCUCCAGCCUUGUUUAUACUCUCAGCAGAGGUACUAUCUAGAUCUUUGAAUAAACUAUUUGAAGAUAAGAGUUUCAAAGGAUAUGGAAUGCCUAAGUGGACUGACCCAUUGAAUCAUUUGGCGUAUGCUGAAAACACUAUCAUUUUUGCUUCUGCUGACCCUUACUCUUUGCAAAAGAUAGUGGAGCUCCUGGCUAUGUAUGAGCACACCUAUGGACAAUUGAUUAACAAGGCAAAAAAAUCAUACUACAUGCACGAAAAUACUUAUGGAGCUUUGGUUAACACAGUAGGAACCAUCACUGGCUUUUCAAAAGAAAAUUUUCCAUUCACCUAUCUUGGAUGCCCUAUCUUCUACAAAAGAAGAAGAAAGAUAUACUACAAUGAUCUUAUUAAAAAGGUCAAGAAUCAACUGCAUUCAUGGAAGGGCAAACUAUUGUCGUAUAGAGGCAAAUCUACUUUGAUCUCAAGUGUUCUAUAA